UUAUUUUCUUCAACAACACACAUUUCCUUGUAAGGAUCUGAUCUGAUUGUAUUUCCUCUUCCUCACUGAUAACAACAAAGUUCAAGUAAGAGAGAAGCAGAGAGAAUUAAAGUGGUGAUUAUGGGUUCUGAAACUUUUAUUGAAGUGAUAUUAGCAAUCCUUUUACCUCCAGUUGGUGUUUUCCUCCGUUAUGGCUGUGGUAUUGAAUUUUGGAUAGAUCUGCUGCUGACUCUGCUCGGAUACAUUCCUGGGAUCAUAUAUGCCAUAUAUGUACUGGUUGCAUGAUAUGAAUAUUAUUUCUCUUUUAUUCAUAAUAUAGCUUUUAUUAUGUGUUUCUACA
Molecule: messenger RNA, 340 nt
Organism: Vigna angularis (adzuki bean)
Lineage: Eukaryota; Viridiplantae; Streptophyta; Magnoliopsida; Fabales; Fabaceae
Product: low temperature-induced protein lt101.2
Exons: 2
Coding region: 121-285 (54 amino acids)
Cellular component (GO): membrane
Source: RefSeq, a predicted model, not a curated record